Messenger RNA from Penicillium coprophilum, 381 nucleotides. RefSeq lists its product as uncharacterized. The transcript has 3 exons. The record is from RefSeq and is a predicted model, not a curated record. Lineage: Eukaryota; Fungi; Ascomycota; Eurotiomycetes; Eurotiales; Aspergillaceae. The coding region runs from base 1 to 381 and encodes 126 amino acids.
AUGACUGUCAUCCAUAUCGACGUGGCAGAAGAAACUAGGGGUGAUACCAUUCGAGCGAUGAAGUCUCUCAAAACACUAGAUUGUGUAAAGGGCCACCGGCUAGUCGUUGGUGGUCCUUCGAUCAACACUCCACCUGAGAGAACCAAGGGCUUUGAAGUUGUACUUCUCAGUUUGCAUGAGAAUAUGACUUCCUAUGAGGAAUAUCGCGACAGCAAUGAGCACCAGACUAACUACUUCAUACUGAGCCUGUUUUUGCCUGAUAGCAUUACACGGACACACAUUUUUCCAAAUACAAAAGAUAUUUUACGAUAUGAUUUUGAGGUGCCUCCAGAGGAAGAACAUAUGUGGAGUUUCAAUGAACGUGAGAGUGGUUCUUCAUGA